AUGCUGCUUGUUCUGAUGCGGGAAUUCGGAGGCCCAACUCUGGAUGAAGGAGAUAUCGCUUUGCUGAAAACCUACGGCCAGAGCACAUACUCGAGGCAGAUCAAGCAAGUAGAAGAUGAUAUUCAACAACUACUUAAGAAAAUCAAUGAGCUCACUGGAAUCAAGGAAUCCGACACUGGGCUCGCUCCUCCUGCCCUUUGGGAUCUGGCUGCAGAUAAGCAAACUCUCCAAAGUGAGCAGCCAUUACAGGUUGCAAGGUGCACAAAGAUAAUCAAUGCAGACUCUGAGGAUCCCAAGUACAUUAUCAAUGUCAAGCAGUUUGCCAAAUUCGUGGUGGAUCUCAGUGACCAGGUGGCACCUACUGACAUAGAAGAAGGCAUGAGAGUUGGGGUGGAUAGAAACAAGUAUCAAAUCCAUAUCCCCUUGCCUCCCAAGAUUGAUCCUACAGUCACCAUGAUGCAAGUAGAAGAAAAGCCAGAUGUCACUUACAGUGAUGUUGGUGGUUGUAAAGAGCAGAUUGAAAAGCUGAGAGAGGUGGUUGAAACCCCUCUGCUUCAUCCUGAAAGAUUUGUUAACCUUGGAAUUGAGCCUCCCAAAGGAGUACUUCUGUUUGGACCACCUGGUACAGGCAAAACGCUUUGUGCCCGUGCUGUUGCUAACAGGACUGAUGCCUGCUUCAUCAGAGUAAUUGGAUCUGAAUUGGUGCAGAAGUAUGUGGGAGAGGGAGCUCGAAUGGUUCGUGAACUCUUUGAGAUGGCCAGAACUAAAAAAGCUUGUCUUAUAUUCUUUGAUGAAAUUGAUGCCAUUGGAGGUGCUCGUUUUGAUGAUGGGGCUGGGGGUGACAAUGAAGUGCAACGUACUAUGCUGGAGCUGAUCAACCAGUUGGAUGGUUUUGACCCACGAGGCAACAUCAAAGUACUGAUGGCUACAAACAGACCUGAUACUCUGGAUCCAGCCCUGAUGAGACCCGGCAGGUUGGACAGGAAGAUAGAGUUUAGCUUGCCUGAUCUUGAGGGGAGAACUCACAUAUUCAAGAUACAUGCUCGUUCGAUGAGUGUUGAAAGAGACAUCAGAUUUGAGCUGUUGGCUCGACUGUGUCCUAAUAGCACAGGCGCUGAGAUUCGCAGUGUCUGCACGGAGGCUGGCAUGUUUGCCAUCCGAGCACGCCGAAAAAUCGCAACAGAGAAAGACUUCCUAGAAGCAGUGAACAAAGUCAUUAAAUCGUAUGCAAAAUUCAGUGCUACCCCCCGCUACAUGACCUACAACUAGUAUCUUGGAGUGUUUUUCUUCUUCCUGUUGUUAAACGUUCUGUGAAACAAAAAUCUAAGCAUAGUAAUUCAUGUCAGUAAUUCAUGUCUUGUUCUGGGAAGCUAGAAAUAAAUGGAGUGUUCCAAACA
Molecule: messenger RNA, 1397 nt
Organism: Tauraco erythrolophus (red-crested turaco)
Lineage: Eukaryota; Metazoa; Chordata; Aves; Musophagiformes; Musophagidae
Source: RefSeq, a predicted model, not a curated record